This is a messenger RNA of Rhodofomes roseus, 1295 nucleotides long. Its product is annotated as mitochondrial carrier. Gene Ontology annotation, biological process: mitochondrial citrate transmembrane transport; alpha-ketoglutarate transport. Bases 121 to 1032 code for a protein of 303 amino acids. Lineage: Eukaryota; Fungi; Basidiomycota; Agaricomycetes; Polyporales; Fomitopsidaceae. Gene Ontology annotation, cellular component: mitochondrion. Gene Ontology annotation, molecular function: tricarboxylate secondary active transmembrane transporter activity. The transcript has 9 exons. The record is from RefSeq and is a predicted model, not a curated record.
UGCGCAUUUCGGGACAUCCCCAAGGUCUCAGGCUCUCGCCAGCUCAUCCUCUACCUCCACCUCCCCCCUCUCCCCACCCUCUGCCGCUACCUCUUCAGCACCUCCGUGUGUCGACCAACCAUGGCCAUCGAAAAGAGCUUGCCCGGCCAGAAGGGAGUCAACUGGUCUAAUAUUGCUGUCGGCGCGAUCAUGAACAUGUUCGAGGUCACGACAUUAGGACAGCCCCUUGAGGUCUUGAAGACUCAGAUGGCAGCAAACCGGUCACAAUCCAUGUUCCAGGCUGUCCAGACAGUAUGGAGCCGUGGAGGCGUGCUGGGAUUCUACCAGGGACUCAUCCCAUGGGCAUGGAUUGAAGCGUCGACAAAGGGUGCAGUGCUCCUCUUCACCGCUUCGGAGGUUGAGAGCAAGGUGGUGGGCCUUGGGAUGAGCCCAGGAGCAGCUGGUCUGAUUGGCGGCAUGACGGGUGGUGUCGCGCAGGCCUACGCGACCAUGGGCUUCUGCACAUGUAUGAAGACCGCAGAAAUUACGCGGCACAAGCAGGCUGCAUCUGGUGUCAAGCCGCCUUCGACUUGGGUCGUCUUCAUGGACAUCUACCGCCGGGAAGGUGUCAAGGGCAUCAACAAGGGUGUCAAUGCUGUCGCUGUGCGGCAAAUGACCAACUGGGGAUCUCGGAUGGGUUUCGCGCGGUUAGCGGAGACUAGCAUCAAGAAGUUCAAGGGCAAGGGUGAGAACGACAAGUUGACGGCUCUCGAGAAGAUCGCCUCGUCGUCAAUAGGUGGCGCGCUUGCAACAUGGAACCAGCCCAUCGAAGUCGUACGAGUAGAGAUGCAAUCUAUGGCGAAGUCGGCCAACCUGGACCCCAAGCGCCCCCAGAAGGCCACUAUCCUCAGCACUCUCCAAUACGUCUACAGGGAGAAUGGUCUGAAGGGUCUCUACCGUGGCGUGACACCCCGUAUUGGCCUCGGCAUCUGGCAGACAGUGUGCAUGGUCUCGUUCGCGGACUAUGUCAAAAUCUGGAUGAAAGGCACGUAAACGUGCAUGCUGCCAGUAUGUAUUGGAUUAGAUACAUUGGACCCCUCGCUUCACGGGCGGAUGUCAAUGCCGAUUUAUUGCUACGAUACUUACUCACAUAUUCAUGCUUCAAUUGGAUUGCUUUCUCCAUGGAGGACUCCUGCAUCCAACGUCGGACAUACACUUACUCAAUACUCGGUCAUAUGCAAAUUCUCAGUACGUGCCAUGCUUCUCGAAUCCCACGCGACCAUUACACGGGGUCCGAGAAGCUCAGGCAGGAAGCA